AUGUGUGACCUAAUGUCUGCGCCUGUUGACCGGCCUAUUAAACUCGGUUAUGAAAUGGAGUCUUCUGAGGAUGAAAAGAAGAAAAGGGUUGGGUCUAUUAAGAAGGUGGCAUUGAGUGCCUCAAAUAAGUUCAAGAAAUCCUUCUCCAAGAAGGGAAGGAAGCAUAGCAGGGUUAUGUCUAUCUCUAUUGAAGAUAAUCUUGAUGCAGAAGAGUUAACCAUUGUUGACGCUUUUCGCCAAACACUCAUCUUGGAAGAGCUCUUACCUUCAAAGCAUGAUGAUCCUCAUAUGAUGCUAAGAUUUUUGAGGGCAAGAAAGUAUGACAUAGAGAAAACAAAACAAAUGUGGUCAGAUAUGCUUAAGUGGAAAAAGGAGUUUGGUGCUGACACAAUCAUGGAGGAUUUUGAAUUCAAGGAGCUUGAUGAAGUUCUGAAAUACUAUCCACAAGGGCAUCAUGGAGUUGAUAAAGAUGGAAGACCUGUUUACAUUGAAAGAUUGGGUCAGGUUGAUUGUAGCAAGCUGUUGCAAGUAACAUCGGUCGAACGUUAUCUUAAGUACCAUGUUAGAGAGUUUGAGAGGACUUUUGCUAUUAAGUUGCCUGCAUGUUCAAUUGCAGCAAAGAAGCACAUUGAUCAAAGCACAACUAUCUUGGAUGUGCAAGGAGUGGGUCUUAAAAGUAUGAACAAAGCUGCAAGGGAUCUCCUCCAAAGGCUUCAGAAGAUUGACGGUGACAACUAUCCUGAGUCGUUGAAUCGUAUGUUCAUCAUCAAUGCUGGUUCUGGAUUUAGGCUCUUGUGGAACACUGUUAAGUCAUUCCUUGAUCCUAAGACCACCGCAAAAAUCCAUGUGCUAGGUAACAAAUACCAGAGCAAGUUGCUAGAAAUCAUUGAUGCCAGUGAACUUCCAGAGUUCUUGGGAGGCACCUGUACUUGUGCAGAUAAAGGUGGAUGCAUGCUAUCAGACAAGGGUCCAUGGAAUGAUCCAGAGAUCUUGAAGCUGGCUCAAAAUGGUGCUGGAAAAUGCACAAGAAAAGCCUUAUCCGGAAUCGAGGAGAAAACAAUCAAACAAGAGGAAACUGCAUACCAGAAGGGAUUCAAAGAAGCAUAUCCAGAGACACAUGAUGUUCAUUGUUUAUCCGUGGAUACACCCAAAUCCUAUGCUGUUGCAAAAAAAUGCGGUGUUUAUCAGUAUGAUUCCUUUGUUCCAGUCCUUGACAAAGGAGUUGAUUCAUCAUGGAAGGAAACAAUGCAAAAUGAUAAAUAUGCAAUUUCUAAAGAUUGUUUCCCCAACAAUAAUGGAACCGAUUCUGGUAAACUUAGCAGUCAAUUUGUUGGUGGAAUAAUGGCACUUGUUAUGGGAAUCAUAACCAUGAUUCGCUUGACAAGUAGCAUGCCAAGGAAAAUCACAGAAGCAGCACUUUAUGGUGGCAAUUCAGUGUAUUAUGAUGGCAAUAUGUUGAAAGCACCUGCCAUUUCAAGCAAUGACUAUAUGGCCGUAAUGAAACGCAUGGCUGAACUUGAAGAGAAAGUUGCUGCUCUCUCUGCUAGACCUGUUAUGCCUCCAGAAAAAGAAGAAAUGCUUAACAAUGCUCUAAUCAGGGUCACUAGUCUUGAACAAGUCUUGGGUGCAACCAAAAAGGCACUAGAUGAUGCUCUUGCUAAACAAGAUGGUCUUCAAGCUCAAAUUGACAAGAAAAAAAAGAAGAAGAAGUUGUUCUGCUUCCACUAG
This is a messenger RNA of Vicia faba (fava bean), 1728 nucleotides long. The record is from the annotation of a GenBank genome assembly. Lineage: Eukaryota; Viridiplantae; Streptophyta; Magnoliopsida; Fabales; Fabaceae.